AUGACAAGAACCCUCCCAAACAUAAUCCUAACCGGCACCCCAGGCACAGGCAAAACAACCCACGCCUCCCUCCUAGCCGAGCGCACCCCCCUCCGGCACCUCUCCAUCAACGACGUCGUAAAAGACAAGGGCUGCCACGAGGGCUUCGACGAAGAAUACCAGUCCUGGAUCGUAGACGAGGACAAGCUCCUCGACGCGAUCGAGGAGCAGGUCAAGGAAGGGGGGUGGAUCAUCGACUGGCAUGCCUGCGACCUCUUCCCCAAGAGCUGGGUUGACUUGGUGGUUGUGUUGCGCGCCGGGACGGAGGUGUUGUUUGAUCGGUUGAGUAAACGAAACUACCCCGACCACAAACUCCAAGAAAACCUCGACAGCGAAAUCAUGGACGUCCUCCUCCAAGAAGCCCGCGACAGCUACGACGAGGAGAUCGUCGUCGAGCUCCAGUCCGGCGACGCCGACGAGCUAGAGGCAAAUGUCGAGAGGAUUGAGGCUUGGCUGGAGCAGUGGAAGAAGGAUAAUAACCAAAAUUAA
Molecule: messenger RNA, 528 nt
Organism: Podospora anserina S mat+
Lineage: Eukaryota; Fungi; Ascomycota; Sordariomycetes; Sordariales; Podosporaceae
Exons: 2
Coding region: 1-528 (175 amino acids)
Cellular component (GO): cytoplasm; nucleus
Molecular function (GO): ATP hydrolysis activity; ATP binding; AMP kinase activity
Source: RefSeq, a predicted model, not a curated record